AUGGCGGUGGGGUGGUCGGAGGUGGUAGCAGCGGUGACGGUGGUCGGAGGUGGUAGUGGUAGUGGUGGGUGGUGGCGGUUGAUAGCGGUGGCGACGGUGAUCGGAGGUGGCAGUGGCAAUGGUGGCGGCGAUGAUCGAAGGUGGGUGGUGGCGAUGAUCGGAGGUGGCAGUGGCGACGGUGGGUGGCCGGGUGGUGGCGAUGAUCGGAGGUGGCAGUGGCGACGGUGGGUGGCGACGACGGCGGCGGAAGGUGGUGGCAGUGGUGGUGGCGAGUGGCAGCGGGGGUGGGUGACGGCGGCGGAUGACGGUGGUGGUGGUGGUGGGGCGAUGGAAAUUAGGAUUUUGGAGCUUACUACAACUAGGUUCAGUCUUAGUUUAGUGUUACUGUCCUUAUUUGCGUUGCGAAAAAAGAUUUUUGUUUAUGUGAAUCAAAAUUGA
This is a messenger RNA of Helianthus annuus (common sunflower), 438 nucleotides long. Its product is annotated as glycine-rich cell wall structural protein 1.0-like. The transcript is spliced from 3 exons. The record is from RefSeq and is a predicted model, not a curated record. Bases 1 to 438 code for a protein of 145 amino acids. NCBI's taxonomy places the organism in Eukaryota, Viridiplantae, Streptophyta, Magnoliopsida, Asterales, Asteraceae.